GCCCUUCAGCAGAAGAAUGUGGAGUGCGCUCGCGUCUACGCGGAGAAUGCCAUCCGCAAGAAGAACGAGGGCCUUAACUGGCUCCGCAUGUCUUCCCGGGUGGACGCGGUGGCCUCCAAGGUCCAGACAGCAGUGACCAUGAAGGGGGUGACGAAAAACAUGGCCCAGGUGACUAAGGCCUUGGACAAGGCUCUGAGCUCCAUGGACCUGCAGAAGGUGUCUGCGGUGAUGGAUAAAUUCGAGCAGCAGGUUCAGAAUUUGGACGUUCAUACGUCGGUCAUGGAGGACUCCAUGAGCUCCGCUACCACGCUGACCACGCCACAGGAGCAGGUGGACAGCCUCAUCGUCCAGAUCGCGGAGGAGAACGGCCUGGAGAUCAUGGAUCAGCUCAACCAGCUCCCCGCGGGGGCUUCGGCGGUGGGAGAGAGCUCGGUCCGCUCCCAGGAAGACCAGUUGUCGCGGAGGUUGGCUGCCUUGCGGAAUUAA
Pelecanus crispus (Dalmatian pelican) is the source of this 486-nucleotide messenger RNA. The record is from RefSeq and is a predicted model, not a curated record. Lineage: Eukaryota; Metazoa; Chordata; Aves; Pelecaniformes; Pelecanidae.